Messenger RNA from Capsaspora owczarzaki ATCC 30864, 968 nucleotides. RefSeq lists its product as hypothetical. The record is from RefSeq and is a predicted model, not a curated record. Gene Ontology annotation, molecular function: RNA binding. NCBI's taxonomy places the organism in Eukaryota, Filasterea, Ministeriida, Capsasporidae. The transcript has 6 exons. Gene Ontology annotation, cellular component: cytosol. The coding region runs from base 39 to 731 and encodes 230 amino acids.
UUUUUUUUUUCUUCUUCUUUUGAAUAAACCUGAUCAAGAUGAACCGACGACCAGGCAAAGGCAGCGGCAAGGACAGCAGCCGCUCAGACCGCCCCAAGAAGGUCGACAAGUACGGUCCCAAAGUGCAGCACAAGGGCCAGCAGCGCACCUUCUCGGACGACAUUUCCGCCAUCACAGAAGAGAACAUGAUGUCCAAGAAGCGUCGUGGCGGCGAUGACGACGAUGACGACGACGACAGCGACGAGGAGAGCGGCAGCGAGGAAAGCGGCACCGAGGAAGAGAGCGAUGACGAGGACGUCAAGAAGAAGCCCGCCAAGGCUGCUGCCAAGGGCAAGGCUGCCGCAGGUGGCAACCGACGAAAGCCUGAUCUCCCGCCAAGCAGCAGCGAGGAAGACGACGACGACGACAGCGAUGAAGAGAGCGACGACGAAAAGCCAAAGCCCGUGGCGACUGGCAACCUGAACCGACAGCGGACGGAUGCUCCUCGCAAAGCCGACACCAAGCUGAGCGACGGCCCAGCACCCAAGGCUGAGCUUUCCCGAAGGGAGCGCGAGGAACUCGAAAAGGAGGCUGCUCGCCGCCGUUACGAAGAAUUGCACCGCCAGGGCAAGACUGAGGAGGCCAAGAACGACAUGGCUCGUCUUGCCAUCAUCCGCAAGCAGCGCGAAGAGGCUGCCCGGAAACGAGCGCUCGAAACCAAGGCCAAGGAGGAGGCCGCCAAGCGCAAGUAAAACCACGGUCGGAGUUUGAUAGAUUUGCGUUUCUUCACGUUGUAUUUUUUUGGUGAUGCUGUUGCUGUUGUGUGUACCUUGUGUGUUGCUUGCUAUUUCUCCCCGCCCCCAUCUUGUUUCAGAAUAGAUUGAAAAGUGACAUGUGUUGCCAUUCGCACUGCAAUCACCCUUCCACAACAAGCAGUCCGAAAAACUGAAACAGCAAAAGAAGCAAAAUGCGAAAAAUCUACUUCGGAA